Zea mays is the source of this 739-nucleotide messenger RNA. Its product is annotated as 60S ribosomal protein L23-like. The record is from RefSeq and is marked provisional. Gene Ontology annotation, molecular function: structural constituent of ribosome; large ribosomal subunit rRNA binding. NCBI's taxonomy places the organism in Eukaryota, Viridiplantae, Streptophyta, Magnoliopsida, Poales, Poaceae. Gene Ontology annotation, cellular component: cytosolic large ribosomal subunit; ribosome. Gene Ontology annotation, biological process: translation. The coding region runs from base 23 to 445 and encodes 140 amino acids. The transcript is spliced from 4 exons.
CUCUUCUCCUCGCGCCGCCGCCAUGUCGAAGCGCGGGAGGGGAGGGACGGCGGGGAACAAGUUCCGCAUGUCGCUGGGUCUCCCCGUCGCAGCGACCGUGAACUGCGCGGACAAUACAGGCGCCAAGAACCUCUACAUCAUCUCCGUCAAGGGCAUCAAGGGUAGGCUCAACCGCCUGCCGUCCGCCUGCGUCGGCGACAUGGUCAUGGCCACCGUCAAGAAGGGUAAGCCCGACCUCAGGAAGAAGGUCAUGCCCGCCGUCAUCGUCCGCCAGCGCAAGCUGUGGCGCCGCAAGGACGGAGUCUACAUGUACUUCGAAGAUAAUGCUGGAGUCAUUGUGAACCCCAAGGGCGAGAUGAAAGGAUCUGCCAUCACUGGACCUAUUGGCAAGGAGUGCGCUGACCUUUGGCCUAGGAUUGCUAGUGCAGCAAAUGCUAUUGUCUGAUACUACUGGUUGGGAGGCUGGGUUGAGAUAGUUUUAUUGUGAUCCAUUUUAACCUUUUCUGUACUUCAACAUCUGUGGAAAUUUACUUGAUUAAUGUACUAAGGGAAAAGACGCUUAGGCGCACAAUUAAAAUAGGCCGAACUGUGCACUUCUGUAGUCAGUUUAGUGAUGUGCUGGCGUUGUGAUCUUGUUUGGAUUUGUGCUUUUGUAUGAUGGUUCCAGUAUUAAGCCCUGUACCACUAUUCUUUUUUAGGCCGAACUGUACCACCAUUCUUUUUUAGGAAUGUUUGAAGU